CCCUAAUACUUCUCGGUAUUUUCUCUAUUUUGUCGAGCUGACCAAGAUCAUGCGUCAAGCAGUUGAUUCCUUGUACAGUCCAGAAUUCGCGAGACGUCCUUGGCUUACUAUCUAUGCGGCCAUGAUAGACCUGGUGCACGAAACAGACGACUGGCUUUCCAGUCUAGCUGAAGCCUUUAGCUUCAAGGAUCAUCAAGGAUCAGGCCAUUUUAACAGGCGGAGGUGGAGCCUUGCCGUCAGACUUCAUAGUGUGAGGAUCACAAUAUGUCGUCCCUCCCUUUGUCGGUCGGGAAGGCACAGACAAGGCACCGAGCCUUCCAAGGAUCUCCAACAAACUGCAGAUAUAUGUAUUGAUUCAGCUUGCCAGAUUCUGGACCUCCUGCCUGAUAACCCUGACGGUAUCUGGUUGGCCCAGGUGUCUCCAUGGUGGUGUGUCCUACACUACCUCAUGCAGUCAGCAACCAUACUGCUGAUAGAGCUGGGCUAUUGUAUCCGAACCGGUGCCGGCCAGGCCGCUUUUAUCGAAUCACGCAUUGGAAAAGCACUAGACUGGCUUUCCGCUCUGGCGGCUGAUGAUCUCGCUGCUGAACGUGCUUUCAAAGUCUGCGAUAAUCUUCAUCGUCGGCUCUUUCUCCGCUCUAUGAUCGAACAGGACAGAGUUCCUAGGUUCUCUGCGGCGCUGUCAACCAAACUUGUCCCUUCUGCCGAUGUCCCAGGUUUAGUCUCCCAGGCUGAGCACAGUUCUACCCGUGUUUCCGUUGUGCCGCACGGAACGGGGAGUCGGCAUUUAUGGACUCAGAAAUGAGGAACGAGACAAUGUUUCAUCCAGCUCUCCAGACAGCAUACGACGAAUUCAUGCACUACUAUUUGGACAAGGCAUGGGACUGAUCAUAUAAAUCAGCCAUGAUCAAGUAGCAUGCAGAUCCAGAAGACUUUGGACAGUAUAAUAGUGAAAUAAGCCAUAUUAAUAGAUAUACUUACCACUUACUGCUGUGGCUAAUAUUGUUAAUGAUGGUGUUGUUGGUAGGAUGGGAUGGCAUGACGCGUCUUACCGUUGUACAAAAAGGCAAACAUGACAAAGACAGCAAAUAAAUA
Molecule: messenger RNA, 1095 nt
Organism: Aspergillus welwitschiae
Lineage: Eukaryota; Fungi; Ascomycota; Eurotiomycetes; Eurotiales; Aspergillaceae
Product: fungal specific transcription factor domain-containing protein
Exons: 1
Coding region: 50-805 (251 amino acids)
Source: RefSeq, a predicted model, not a curated record